GUCAGUAAUACAGAGCACGUACGGUGUCAUCUUAUAAAGCUGCCCCGCCCUCCCUUGCCUUCGCACAGCAGCACUAGCUAGUUGCUAACUUUCUCGCUCAUCCCCCAUGGAUCGUCAGCAGCAGCACAUCCAGCUCGCACGUACUUCCCGUGGCGCGCCGGCGGCAAAUGUGACACCGCCGAUGCAGCCGCAACAUGAUGGUGCACGCUUGACCAGCAUGUGCAAUUUCCUCCAUCUCGCUGUCUACAAAGGGCUGAAGGUGGAGGUCAUGGCGCAGCUUCCGGAACAACACGCUGCUGCGACAGAUUCUCAAGCCACUGGGGCGUUCAUUGUGAACCUGCAAGAAAAAGAGUUUGAAGUCUCCGAGACAGGCAUUCUUAAACAUGGACAGUGCAACAUACACGAGGUGACUGCAGGGAGGAACACCGUUCUACAUGUUGCUGCGGAGCGUGGGCACCAUGAGUUGAUCCAGGAGCUCUACCUCAGGUUCAGGGAUCAGGGCGUUCUCUCUCGCCGGAACUCAGCGCUGGACACGCCGCUGCAUUGCGCGGCAAGGGCUGGGCACGUCAGUGCCGUCACGAUCCUCGCCCAGGUGGCCAGGGACUGCGGCGAGAGCACCCUGCUGGGAUGGAAGAACGAGGCAGGGGACACAGCCUUGCACCUGGCGGCAAGGCACGGACAUGGCGCUGCGGUGGAGGUACUGGUCUCGGAGGCGGCAGAGUCGGCCGCCGAGCUGAACAACGCAGGCGUGUCGGCGCUGUACUUGGCGGUAAUCAGCAGGUCGGAGCAAGCAGUCAGAGCGAUUAUGGCUUGCAGGGACGUGUCAUCUGCCGGGCCGAGCUCCCAGAAUGCUCUGCACGCAGCCGUCUUCCAGAGCUCAGAAAUGGUUAGCCUGCUAUUGAAUUGGAGGCCGGCUCUGGUGGACCAAGUCGACUGCAAUGGCAGCAGCCCGGUCCACUUCGCGGCAUCCGACGGCGACUCCACCAUCGUACAAGCAAUUCUGCGCGCCACGCCGCCGAGAACACUGUACAAGAAGGACUCGGCCGGUCUGUCGGCACUUCACGUCGCGGCGAGAAUGGACCACAGUGCCAUAGUGGCUGACAUGGUAAACAGCUGCCUCGACGCAGCCGAGCUUCGUGACGACAACGGCAGGACCUUCGUGCACACCGCGGCCAGGGAGAAGCGCUCCAAGGUGGUAUCGCUAGCCACUAGCAACCCCUUCCUACACGGCCUCCUAGACACGCAGGAUAAGGACGGGAACACACCGCUCCACCUCGCCGUGGCUGCGGGCGCGCCCGGCGUCGUGGAGGAGCUGCUACGCAAGGGCAAGGUGCGGGCCGAUGUUUUGAACAACGAUGGGCACACGGCCUUUGAUCUCGCCGUGGGAUCAACCAAUUUCUUCACCCUGGUAAGCCUGGUGGUGACGCUGGUCGCUUACGGGGCAACACUCGGACCGCAGAGGCAGGACCACCUCAAUCGGUGGAGCGGCAGCGACACGGCGCGGCAGGGGAUAGAAAAGACCUCCGACAGCCUCGCCGUCGUAGCCGUGCUCAUUGCCACCUCCGCCCUCGCCGCUGGGUUCAACCUGCCCGGAGGGUACAGCGAUUCCACGGGCAAGGCAAUCCUGUCGCGCAAGGUCACCUUCAAGUGCUUCCUCUUCUUGGACGCACUGGCUGUGGCCACGUCCGUGGUCGUGGUGGUCCUGCUUGUCUACGGGAAGGCGUCUCGCUCCGCGGGCUCGUGGAAGAGCUUCGUGGUGGCGCUCCACUGCAUGUGGGUGUCGCUCGUCAGCCUUCUCUUGGCCUUCUACGCGGCGCUGGCAGCCGUGUUGAGCAGUAAGGCGGGCUACUUCUACCUGCAGUUGGCCAUCUACUUUGUCAUCAGUUUCCUGAGUCAGUUCAUCGUCAAGUGGAUCGGGCCUGACACUACGCUGCGCACAGUCUGGAGGUUUCUAUGUCAGCACAAACGCUUGAAAGGACAACGACAUGCCAUCAGGCGGCAGUAUCCGCUCGCCAGAACUAUCGUAUGCAACUUGAUUCUGUUUGAGUUUACAAGUUUCUUAGCUAUUGUCGGUCUUAUAUUCAUAUUUGGAGUAUCACAGUGGGAGAGGUGACUGGCCACUUCACCUGCACCUUCUCCGCUUUAGGAAAUAGUGCAUCCUUGGUUACUUACGCUGUACCACAGCCCCUCGGGGCCGACUAUGUUGUGGUCGGUAUAGGUCGUUGCAAGGACAAAUCAUCGGUUGGUAUAGAGUUGUGCCGACCCCAGCUAUAAGCCAUUAUAAGUGGGUUCGGUAUAAAUCUAUACCGACCAACACAUUUAUACGGACCAACAGUCCGAUGCACGCUAUAGAAAUAACGACCAACAAUCCAACAAGAUCUAUUGAACUGAACACAACAUAUAUUUACAUGUUUCUGUAUGAAAUUGCCUGAAAAUUGUUCUA
Messenger RNA from Setaria italica (foxtail millet), 2443 nucleotides. RefSeq names its product putative ankyrin repeat protein RF_0381. Gene Ontology annotation, cellular component: plasma membrane. Gene Ontology annotation, molecular function: protein phosphatase 1 binding; protein phosphatase regulator activity. The record is from RefSeq and is a predicted model, not a curated record. The coding region runs from base 107 to 2113 and encodes 668 amino acids. NCBI's taxonomy places the organism in Eukaryota, Viridiplantae, Streptophyta, Magnoliopsida, Poales, Poaceae. The transcript is spliced from 4 exons.